AUGUGCGCGAGAGACGGCGACCUCCUCGCGCUUGCGCCCGUUCUAUUUGUGUUCGCCUUCGUCACUCGGAACGCCUUCAGUCAGUCGCAAAGCUCAGCCGGCCGCCCGGCGCGUCUCUGCCGCACCAAAAUAUUAGUCCGCCGCGUCGGGCCACGGGCGGCCAGCGCUGGAGCUAUGGCUGCCCAACAGCCUCCGCGUCCAACUCCAAACAACUUACUAUUCUGCGGACCCCCACCUGCCCUGCCUCACGUGCUGCUACUGCCUAAUGAAGCCACACGCACCGUCACACAUUUUGAAGCUGCCCUCAUUGCUGACAAUCAAACAAACGAUACAGAUGCUUUACGCGAAAUAAACAACGUGGGUUUACCCACUUAUGAAGGGAUCUUCCAUGAUCCAGUACAAGUAUUCGAUGAAAAUCAAAACAUGGAGUAUCAACUUCCACCAGAAAACUAUUUACGACGAACUCAAAGUUUUGAUGUUUCUGAUAUUUACGCAGCACAAAUUGUAAACGAAACCGACCCGAAUGUAUUCCGACAGAGGCGUUCGGAACCCGAUUUAUCAAAGUAUGGAUUGUUUGCAGUGUCUACGGAAUGUGAAUCACAACAAAUGCAACACCCCGCUCUAGUACUAAACAAUCCGUUCUACGAUGGUUCAUAUGCACUGGAUCCACACCAGAUAAAUCAAACUAUGGUUGCUUUACCUGAAAAUUAUUUAGCUUUUGAAGAUUCUUUUGUACCUACUUGGGAGUAUAAACCAGAAUUUAUAAUCGAUAGACAAAUAAAUACUGAAAUGUGCUGUGACGGUUUACCCUUAAUACCUUCUAAUGAUCCAUGGUCUGUUUACUGUAACGAUUUUACUGCGUUUCAAUAUUUUUCACCACAUUACGAAGCAUCUCUAGGAGAAGAUACUAUCCAUUAUACGCCAUUAACUGAUCUUGACUACGUAUUACCCCAAUAUAUGAGCUUACCAGUGAUAGAACAAGCCAAUGUGGAAAGUAAUGUAAAUAGUAAUAAUAAUUAUAACAAAGUAGAAGUAGCAAAUGCUUCUAGUGUUAUUAACGACCCAUUUAACAAACAUGAUAAAGAGUCAAAUUUACAUAAAACUGAUGUGCCAGCAAUCGAUUCUGUUGUGAGCAAUGUAUUGAUUGAAGAUGACAAAAUUUGUGCCACUGAAUUUUCCAUUAAAGAAUCGUCUACCCAAAGUGAAGAAUCUUUUAACGCUGAUAUUUCUAACGACGUUACUUCUAGUUUAGCUUUUCUUCCAAGUAGCAAAAGUUCACAAAGACCAGGUGAUGCAGAUGAUACUAGUGAAGAUACGUCUCCGUGCUCUACCGAUUAUCACGAAGCCUCUGCACUUGAUCUAGUUCAGAGUCUUGAUGAACUCUCUUGUUGUAAUAGUACUGAUUACUCCCAAAGUAGAGAUGACGUCUCGCCGACUAUUCCCGAAUUACCCAAAACUGUUAAAAAGGAAAAUCAGGACAGCGUUUCCGCAGUUUCCAAUGCGACGAACAUAUCAAAUCUACCUUUGAAUCAAGUUCCAUCCAUUCCACUUCACGAUCGAACACCGGGGGAAAUGCCUCCUAUACAAAAUUCUUUGCCUGAAAGAGAACCUGUUCAAACAAAUAUGAAAGUACAAGAGGAGGUAUCACAAUGUGCAGAAUCGACCAAAAACUUAGAAAAUAGAGUUCAACAAGACGUAACUAAAACUAAUAAUACCCAACAGUGUAGGACAAAUUCACAAACUAUAUCCGAAUUAUGUGCCUGUGAAAACAAUCAUAUUAAAGUUAUUGAUAAUGCGUUGAAGACAUCACAACAGCCACCUUUUCCACCAGCAGUACCCACGUCUUGGCUGGCUACAAGACCUAGUGGCAAUCAAAUAAAUUUAGUGCGUCCACCACAGAUACGUGUCCAGAAGGCUGAUGGUGUUGUGACAGAUAAACCGCAGAGCCCUAAGGUAGCCCCACACCCUGCUAUCAAGAUAUCACAGUCUAGUACAGAGCCUCAACCGUCAUGCUCUUAUGUACAAGCGCAACCUGCAGCGGCGUUACAACUCAAACCAGAGAAACAGACUAAAGAAGUAGAGGUCAGCCUACAUAUUAUUGUAACAUUAACAAACAUUUAA
Arctia plantaginis is the source of this 2121-nucleotide messenger RNA. Lineage: Eukaryota; Metazoa; Arthropoda; Insecta; Lepidoptera; Erebidae. The record is from the annotation of a GenBank genome assembly.